GUGCCCUGAGCUUCACUUUUCUUGCCCGGUCAUCUUGUUCUGGCAAGCUUCCAUCCAUCAAAUAUUCCAUCAGAUCAUACAUCCAAUGGUCGUCCGCCCCGACCUGGUUUGACCGGUCAAAUUGGCUUCCGGUUGUUAUAGCGGCGACUUCCAAUUUUUCGAUGUUGGCUCGAUCCAGGAUUUCCACCCGGGCAAGUUUUGAAACAUGCUCGGGAGCAUACUGCGUCAACUUGGAGAGAAGGUCUGCAUCUGCGUUCUCCGCCUGGGGAAUUUGGGCGAUCUUGAAUUCCUCGAAGCCUUUCAACAGGGCAAGCACGAGCUCCUUGUAUCGUGUCAUGCGUCCUUUUCUUGCUUCCAUGUUACCGGUAACUUGCCCAAUAAUCAGGCUAGAGUCAGAUUUGAUACUGACCCAGCUGAUUUUCAGGGCUUGGGCAAGUCUGAGCCCUCCAGCCAGAGCUUCAUAUUCUGCCUCAUUGUUCGUCAGCUUGAAGUUGAACACGAUUGCAUGGUAGAUCUUGAACCCUUCUGGGUGGUGAACACGAUACCACCCCCGUAUCCUCUAGGACCGGAUGCCCCAUCAGCUGCCAUCUCCCACCCUUGCUCAGUGGGUUUGUUGACCGGUAGGUCUGGAGUUAGACCGGUCAUUUCUACCAGGAAGUCUGGUUUGGAAGAAAAGAAGACACUUUUCUUCGUCUGUGCAACCGUUCAUGGUUGCACUCUGGUUGAAGGAGUCCAGAUGGAUUUCCGGAUCUUCCUUCCCGGUGAAUCUAUAGGGGCGUCGAUCUUGACCUUUCGCGGGAAAGGCGUCAGAUGGACCCUUGUGGUGAACGGGGACCCCGCCAGGGGUUUGUCCCGGUCAUUCUUUUCCUUGACCUUCUUCUCUAGCCUUUCCAGUUUUGCCUCCAUCUACUGGACGCGGUCAUUUGGGAUGGUUAACCGGUUCGCCACUGGUAACCUGGGCUGGCUCUCUGCUUCCUCUUCCUGGGAAGAGGCCCUCGUCCUCGCUGGCUCCUGCCGGUUAGACCGGGAGCGCCGGGUGCGGGCAGGCUCGGCCUCCCUCACCUCGCCUAACCGGGCGAACGCGCUGACAUGGGAUGUUCUUUCCCUUCUUCUUCUUGUGGGCCCUCGGAAUGUCCCACUCGCCGUCAUCACUCUCAACAGAGACGCAAUGACCAUCAGGGGUGACUUGCGGAUUCGUACCUUGCGGGGGACGCGACGGCUCUGCAGCGUUAAGCGCGCUAGUCAAGUUGACAGGGGCUAUGGUGCUGACCAGCUGCGGCUGGAAAGGUUGGCUGGGUCAUUCAUGAAAAGAGUCAUGCUUGGUGGGAACGUGACCCUUGGUCCAACGGAAGGGACGGGGGUCGUGAAGGGGCUGACCACGCUAGGCGUUGGGACAGAGCUCAGACCCAAAGGUAACAUUGGGGCGGAAAUGACUGAUGAGAAGCUCCAGAUGAAGGCCAGACAGACGGGUCAACUGGAGGUGGAGAAUGCCCAGAUAAAGGCUGAGCUGGAGAGGGAGCGCUCCGACCAGGCUGUUCACGCCACUACUUGGGUUGCACAGAAACCGGAGAAGUUUGCUGCCUGGGCACUCUCUGACUGGGAGGUCGGCAUCCGGUUCUUCCAAGUGUCUCAGCAAUUGAUUGAUGACAUUGGGAUCUUGGGGUUUGGGACCAGUCCGUACCAAAAGCACCGUGGGCUGUACGGGAUCUUAAGCAACCGGCUGUAGGAUUUUGACUCGAUCGUUCGAACUCACAAUCUCUUUGGUCAUGAUCGAGUUGUAUCUACCCGGUCUAACGCAUCUCACCAUUCUUUCUACCCGAGUAGGAAAUAAGCCACCCGGGUGGGUUUUGACAGAGCAUGCCCGGGCUAUGCUUCAAAGUUGAUCAUGUGAGUCAUUUCUUCCUUCACCCGGGUGAAUAAGAGCUCUAGUCCUCC
This is a messenger RNA of Cuscuta campestris, 1935 nucleotides long. Lineage: Eukaryota; Viridiplantae; Streptophyta; Magnoliopsida; Solanales; Convolvulaceae. The record is from the annotation of a GenBank genome assembly.